Branchiostoma belcheri (Belcher's lancelet) is the source of this 420-nucleotide messenger RNA. RefSeq lists its product as uncharacterized. The transcript has 4 exons. The record is from RefSeq and is a predicted model, not a curated record. Bases 1 to 327 code for a protein of 108 amino acids. NCBI's taxonomy places the organism in Eukaryota, Metazoa, Chordata, Leptocardii, Amphioxiformes, Branchiostomatidae.
AUGCCAGGUGACGGUAUCCGGGCCGUGUUUGAGGUCCCGAGGUCCCGUGAGUCUGACGAAUGCGCACCCAGACACAACAAGCUUAAGGUGCGCAAAGAUGGCUGUACUUGGACGUCCACUUCGUCGCUUCACCACCUUGGUUCUUUUUCUCUGCCUCUUCACGGGCAGUACAUCCUGGAGGAGGAGGCGCGGGGGGUGUACCUGUUCUUGGAACAGUUGGGGACCGUGGAGCUCGUGUUCCGAGCCAUGUGGAAAUGCAGGCACGAGGACCCGAACCCGCGGCGGCUCGUGCUGCAGUACUGCGGGUACAGAGACUGUGGGGUGUAACCGGUUCUGCUACAACAGCGGGACUCCGUACGGUAGCGGCUGCCUCUGUACCUCUCAGUACCAGGGGCGGUGCUGUGAUGUCGACAAACCGGG